This is a messenger RNA of Penicillium verhagenii, 1998 nucleotides long. RefSeq lists its product as uncharacterized. The transcript has 2 exons. Gene Ontology annotation, molecular function: mRNA binding. The coding region runs from base 1 to 1998 and encodes 665 amino acids. Gene Ontology annotation, cellular component: exon-exon junction complex. Gene Ontology annotation, biological process: mRNA processing. The record is from RefSeq and is a predicted model, not a curated record. NCBI's taxonomy places the organism in Eukaryota, Fungi, Ascomycota, Eurotiomycetes, Eurotiales, Aspergillaceae.
AUGGCUCCCCAGCGACGUCAUAUCGGGGCAAGCCGCAGGCAGCGCAGAGAUGACGAUGGGGAAGAUGAAGGUUCUCUUGCGGGCGACCUUGAAGAUGACUCUUUGAGUGAGGGCUCGGUCCGCAGUCACCAGGAAGAUGAGGAUGCCGAUGUGGAGGGCAGUGAAACGGAGGACGAGACAGCAGCAGGGUUGGGAACAGACAAGCUGAACGGUCGAAAGACAAACGGACGGGAGCCACGACGUAGCUCCACAUCACCCACCAAGCCAGGGCUCAAGACAACAGUGUCCGAUACUGAGGCCAUGUUGAAUGGGCUUAAGGUCUCUGAUGAUUCUGAAGAAAUUCAGUUUCACCAGGUGAACCAGGGUCGAGAGCUCCAGACCGGCAGAACGCCGUCAGCCCCUCCUACAGAGCCAAAACGAGAAACACUGGCUACUCGAAAGCGUCGGGAACAUGAGAAAUAUGUCAAGGAGAGAGACCAGAACCCGGCCUUCGUCCCAACACGAGGUAGCUUUUUCUUGCACGAUAAGCGGACGUCAGAGCUGGGGUCCAACAACCACCGUUCCUCCAACAAGGGCAAGUCUCGGCCGUACGGUCUCAUUGUGGAUGGCAACACUCAAAGGGACUCUUCGAAGCCUGACGCGAGCGUUGGGCAGUGGGCUCAUGACCUUCACGAUACCGUAGCUGGAGAUGAGCCACCGGCACCUAAGCACUCGGCUCCCUCUGCUGCACGUCAACCUCCCCCGACAGUUCCCACUGCCCCCAAGUCCUCCCCUCCGAACCGAACUUUCUCUAGCACUGUGUUGCUAGGCAAUGUACCAGUCGUGGUCUUUUUGCCGGGAAUGGCACAGCCAAAACCCACAACUAUGGCAAAAAAACAGCACACUCGACUGCCUCAACAUCGCCCUCCUCUGCGCCGUGACAAGCCGGUCCGAAUCUCUCUCCCUGAUCAAGCUCCGCGUUACAUAUUUCCAUCAACCGAACGUUCAUUUAUCUUCAUUCCUCGCGCAAUGCGCCCGAACCAGCACACAUAUCGUGGUCGGGGACGAGGUGGCGGUUUCUAUCCAAGACGCCCAAGUCUCUACUCCAAUUAUGCUCCAAGCAUUCCUCCGAGCCGCCGAACUUCCCUUGGCAUGUCAUCUCAAGAUAGCUUUGCCUCACCCACCGGGUCAUGCUACUCACGCCCAAUUAUGAUGCCACCUGAUGCCAGCAAACCUAUUGUUCGUCUACCACCUCCACCACGCCCAAUCGUUCCUAUAGCCUACCCCUCGGCCAGUGGGAUGCCUAUAGGUGGCCCGGGGUCCAUGCCUCCCAUGCCACUCCCACAUCCUGCCUACCGUGAAAGUCGCCCUGCUCCAAUCCCCAUGCACCAACCUCGCCCAAAGAAGACGGUAUCCGUGGCAGAUAUCGAAAGCCCUGAUAAUUUCCCGUUCAACCCUCCGCAGCCUCAACACGAGCAGCCAUUCCAUCAUCAAGUCCCCAUCCCUGUCCCCAUCAAUGGCCCCGGUCAAGAUCUAGUCGCGCGUGGCCCACCCAGCCAGUCCUCUGCUACCCCCCUCUCUCAGAUUCCGGAGAGAGCAAUCCACGCACCGGCAUUUCAGCCGUUCAACGUAUACCCACAACCUGGAUUUUACCCCAAUUAUUAUCCUGGUGGGAUGUAUUAUCCUAACUCUGGUCCAGAGUACCCUAUUUAUAAUGGCCCGAUGGGACCUGGCGCGUCAGUGCCAAACUUCGCCCCUGGUCCGCAACCUAUUCACCACCAAGCCCCGGGACCAUCUCGUGAGCAACAAUCUCAACCAGGCAUGGUCGCUCAUGAAUCUGGCGGUACUGUUUAUUUCUACGAUCCCAACCAAAUGUACACCACCCCUAACUACGGAGCGCCCGGGCCUGGACUCGGAUCUGGGGGUGUUGUAGGGAUGGGAGGCAUGAUGACGCCGCCGGGCACCGGCUACUACUUCCCCCAACCGCCAGGCGCUGGGGGUGUAUAUUACGGCCAGUGA